This is a messenger RNA of Lachancea thermotolerans CBS 6340, 1281 nucleotides long. RefSeq lists its product as uncharacterized. The coding region runs from base 1 to 1281 and encodes 426 amino acids. The record is from RefSeq and is a predicted model, not a curated record. Lineage: Eukaryota; Fungi; Ascomycota; Saccharomycetes; Saccharomycetales; Saccharomycetaceae. The transcript has 2 exons.
AUGGCUAUCAAGACAAUUUACAUUGCAAGGGAGCUUUUAAAACUAACGCAUUAUUUCCAGCACGGCUACCGUUCGAACUGGCUUCCAAAAGGGCCUUAUCCUCCUCCUCCUACCGGAGUUAACAGCGAUGUUCCUCUUGCAGAGCAUGGGGUGAAACAAGCGAAGGAGCUUGCUCAUUACAUCAUGUCGAUUGAGAACCAGCCUGAGAUGAUCUUUUCGUCACCUUUCUACCGGUGCUUACAGACGUCUGAGCCAAUUGCCGAUCUUUUGGAUCUCCCUAUUAAUAUGGAACGAGGCAUUGGCGAGUGGUACAAGCCUGAUAGAGAUGUUAUUCCUGAACCGGCCUCAUUUGAGGUUUUGAACAACUUCUUUCCCGGAAAACUAAAUCCUGAUUGGGAAUCAACAGUUAUCCCAAGCGGCAAAGGAGAGACUGAACAAGACAUUUUCAACAGAUGCAAGGAGUUCUGGCCCAAGUUUGCGGCUAAGCUUGAAGCAGCUUUUCCCAAUGUUGAAACGAUCUUGCUGGUCUCACACGCAGCCACUAAGAUUGCAUUAGGCAUGAACCUUUUGGGCUUUGACAACUGCAGAGACCCUAUUGACAGCGACGGGGCCAUCAUAAGAAGUGGAAGUUGCUCACUUGAUAAAUUCGAGCUGGUACAAAGCGAGCUUGAAGAUCUUGAGGAUGUUCCAUUUCCUGCUAGAAGAUGGAGGCUUACUAUGAACGGAAAUACCGAGUUCUUGAGCAAGGGCGAAGAAAUGCACUGGGAUUUCCAAUACGGGUUCGAAGCAGGGUCCGACGCGGACAUUAAAGCAAGACAGGCUUUGGCGGAGAAAGAGGCGCUUCAAGCCAAAGCCUCCGACGCGGGCGUGCCUUUGGAAAAAGACGCACGAGCGUCUAAUGUUGACACGGAGGCAUUCGAACAUGUCUAUUUCAGCGUUGACGUUCCUGGAGAUAAUUUUAAGAAGAGGGGUGAGAUUGAACCUAACGCAACAAUGCAGUACUCUGGUCUGGAAACCGAAGCUCCUCUGGUCAGAGUGGGUGAGAAGCUUUAUGAAGGCAAGUGGAAGAAACUUGUUGGCACAGAGUUAGCUUUGCCCGAUGCUGCCGUAAUGAAAACGAGAACCAGCGAAGAUGGCGAUGAUGCAGUGAGCGAAUCAGAAACCUUCGAUAGUACUAGCACAGACAAAAACCAAACACCUGAGGAUGCAGGAGAUCCAAAUGGAGAGAGGAUAUAUCGCAUAACAGACCGUUUGGUGCUGGAAAAUGUGCGUCCUAUGUAA